AUGUUUUAUAUAAUUUCUAUUAAUUAUCUUCUUCAAUUUAUACUCAUUUUUAUUUACAUAUUUCCGACUUAUACUACUGUUGAACCUAAAUUAGAAUUGGUUUUUUUGAAUGGUCUUAAUGUUAUACGUUGUUCCGAUAAGCAAGUUCAAGUAUAUGAAAACAGUGACAAAUUUCUUACGGAUAUAUUAACAUGUGAUAAUAAAGAUGACAUAUAUACUCAUAACUAUGCUGGUUUUAACUGGACAGAACUGACACUUAUAUGUGCAUCCGAUGAUAGCACAGUACACGAAGAACAGAUUAUUAAAAUAAAACAAUACGGUACAAAAUAUUCACAAAUACCUAAUAAUGUUGAGAGUCAACUUAGUCGAUCAGGACCAUUAUACCAAUGGAAUGUUCAGCAUGAUACUAGUUCACAGUCUGAUAUACUGAAAUCAAAUGAGCAAGACGUAAAUAAUACAUAUUUUGAUCCAAGUACUGUUCCAGGCGAAAGAAGAAUUUAUAUAUGGUUUCCAGGUAAUGGAAUUAUUUGUCGAUUAAUAUUUACUAGUAACCAACCCGACCCAUGUCCUUCGAUGCAUAAUCAAAUAGUAAAUGAUGUUAAGUAUGCUUGUUAUUAUAAUCCAGGUGCCGGAGGCGAGCCAACAAUAGAAGAAAUGGAAGCUGAAUUAGAACAAGUAGAAAAUGAACCUAGACCGCCAGGAACUGAUACGUAUGUGUUGGAUCUAGAAAAGCCGAUUAUAGUUCCAAAUAAUCCAGGUAAUUCGGCACAAUCUAAUUCAAAUAAUCCUUCACAAUCUAAUUCAAAUAAUUCACCACAAUCUAAUUCAAAUCAACAGAAAAAUAAGCUACCAUUUUCACCAGCAAGUCAAAGAAAUCCUCCUAAUAUUCCAAAAGCACAAGAAACAAAAAAUAUACCGAAAAUCAUUGGACUUAUAUUUGGAAUACUUAUAAUUAUUGCUCUCAUCGGUGGUAUUGGUUUUUAUACAAUUCGAAAAUAUCAUCUGAAUAAAUCGGUAUCGUUAUCAUCAAAUCUGGAAGAUGAUAAUAACAAAGGUUUAUCAUCACUUGCUCCAUAUGGAAGUCAACAAUCAUUGUCUACAGUUGAAUCGAAUGAUAUGAAUAGUGAAUUAUCUAUACAUGUUCCAUCAAAACUAGAAAAAUCUGCUUUUGAACGACAAGAUAAUACAGCUGCAAAUAAACGGACACGAGCUACUUCGAGUAUGGCUUUUACAGGCGAUAUUUAA
This is a messenger RNA of Adineta steineri, 1245 nucleotides long. The record is from the annotation of a GenBank genome assembly. NCBI's taxonomy places the organism in Eukaryota, Metazoa, Rotifera, Eurotatoria, Adinetida, Adinetidae.